AACACUGGACGGCAGUGCAGUUGCAUAGUUGCACUCAGUUUGACUCAGUUGCACCGGUUGCAGUUGUCGAUGGACGUGAAAGACGUAGGACGUGGUAUAUGGGAUUGGCUCGAUUCGUCUCGGUCCGUUUCGGCUUCCGCCUCCGUUAUAUGACGAUACCAAUAUCAUCAGUGAUUCAGCAGCGGCGUCACACGCUUAAUAUCUGGCGUAAAAUCACGUAAAAAAAUCGAGAGAGAACGUGCUACAUCGAACUCGGCAGUCGGCGAGUCGGCGCACCCUUUGCUUCGCGUUCGCGUCGCGUGCGAGCAAAAAAGCCGUGAGUGGGUGUGGGAGGGAGGGAGGGAGAACGAAACGCGAUGGAGGCGCGACGCUGUCCGGUUUGACCGCUAGACGGCUUCCUCCGGCGCGGCGUAUUCUCGUUCUCCUCGAUUCGACAGACUGUCGGACUCGCUCCUUUGAUUCUCAGUAAUCUCGGUGUGUUUCGCGCGCGCCAUGUGCUGUACCGUUACCGCUCCGCGUGCGUCUCUACCCUGCAAAAUUGUCGUCGCGCGUAUCGCCGCGGUUCGAUAAGCGUUCGCGUAGCCGUCGCGCGUAGUCUGUUACUCCGUUCGGCCAGGAUCCCUCUCUCCUCCUCGUCCUCCUCCUCCUUUUCCUUUCCUCCCCUCUCCUUCCCUUUCCCUGAGUUAUGCGCUGCUCUCGUCGGUGCUCUCGAUGCUCCUCCAUGCUCCUCGUGUCUCCGUAGUGCUGGUGUAAACGACGUAAAGCUGCGUUAUUUCUUCGUUCUUUCCUUUCCCCGCCCUUGUAUGUUCGUCUGGUUCGUAAGCGGCGAGCCGUAAGGAGAGGUAACGCAAAGGGAAAAGAGAGAGAAAGAGAAAGAUAGUAAUAAGCAGUCGCAGGAAAAGGGAACAUAAAAACGACAAGUGUAUCGUGGUAUCGUUGAAACGGUGUUCUCGGAGUGAAGUGAGCUCCAACGAGCGAAAGAAACAACGAGAGGUAGCGCAAGUGGCGUAUCAAGAUGGCGCAUAAUUUGGCACCGAGCGUCAACUGCUCGCUCGACGACAUUGACCUGAACGCUCUGAAGGAACCUGCUGGGAUCUUUGAGUUGAUAGAAGUCGUCGGCAAUGGAACAUAUGGCCAAGUUUACAAAGGUCGGCACACCAAAACCGGUCAGCUGGCGGCCAUCAAGGUCAUGGAUGUCACGGAGGAUGAGGAGGAAGAAAUAAAAUUGGAAAUAAAUGUCCUCAAGCGGUACUCGAAUCAUAGGAAUAUAGCUACAUAUUACGGUGCCUUCGUAAAGAAGUCAUCACCCGGUAAAGACGAUCAAUUAUGGCUGGUUAUGGAAUAUUGCGGAGCUGGCUCUGUCACGGAUCUCGUUAAGUCAACUAAGGGCCAGAGCUUAAAGGAGGAGUGGAUAGCUUAUAUAUCGCGAGAAAUAUUGAGGGGACUUAGUUAUCUUCAUAGCAACAAAGUUAUCCACAGAGAUAUUAAGGGACAAAACGUUUUGUUGACUGACAAUGCGGAAGUCAAACUUGUUGAUUUUGGUGUUAGCGCACAGUUGGACAGAACAAUAGGUAGAAGAAACACGUUUAUCGGUACACCUUACUGGAUGGCUCCAGAAGUUAUUGCAUGUGACGAGAAUCCAGACGCUACUUACGACAAUAGAAGCGACCUUUGGUCGCUCGGAAUUACCGCUUUAGAAAUGGCUGAAUCACAACCUCCGCUCUGCGAUUUACAUCCCAUGAGAGCUUUGUUUUUGAUUCCUCGUAAUCCACCACCACGGCUCAAAUCGAAAAAAUGGGCCAAAAAGUUUCACGGAUUUAUCGAAACGGUACUGGUAAAGGAUUAUCAUCAAAGACCUUAUACAGAACAGCUUCUUAAACAUCCGUUUAUUCGGGACCAACCUACAGAAAGACAAGUCAGAAUACAGCUUAAAGAUCACAUUGAUCGUUGUAAAAAACGCAAACAGGAGAAAGAAAGAGAUGAUUAUCGAUAUAGUGGUAGCGAAAACGAGGAGGAUGAACCGGCAUUGGCAGGCGAACCGUCAUCUAUAGUUCAAGCACCUGGAGGUGAUACGUUACGCCGUAAUUUCCAACAGAUUCAGGAAGGUAGAACUCUGACGCAAGAUGUAUCUCCACAAGCGCCUGUCGCUAAAGAAAAACCAGGAAGUAGACCUCAAAGAGAAGUGCCGGAACCUGGACCACCCGCGAGACCCGCUAUACCGCACAGACUCAUAGUGGUGCCCGAUCCACAACCACCGUCUCGUCCAUUACCUCCGACACCCAGAGAUGAUCCUCGACAACCGCACAAAGUAUCUACACCGCCUUCUAAUCAUCAGACACCUGCUGGAGGAGGGGGAGGAUCCAGCGGGCAGCCUGCGCCUCAAAGAAACAGUGUCUUCAAGCCUAUGCUGCCGCCGAAGAAGCCAGAGGACAUGGAGAUACUGGCUGCUCAACUCAUCGAGCUUGGUGUGUCACAGGGCCCCGAGGCCCCGCCAAGGCCAAACAGGCAACAUAAGGGCCCUGCAGCCUCAUCUACAUCGAACUCGGUGCAGUCUGCAGGUGGUAACGAUCAGAACAACAAACAGAUACCGCAAUCUUCCAGUAUUCUCGAUCAAGCUCUGUCGAUUGAGAGUGACAGCGAUGAUGAUCUCGAGGAUGCUGGUGGGAAUAAUUUGAGAAACGAUGGUACUUUAUUGGCUAGUGACCCGCCUAAGCCGCUUCCCGAAUUUUCUCCUUUCAGACCGUCGUCGGAUUCAUCGUCGUCAUCUUCGCACAAUGCUCAAAACUCCCAUCACGAGGAUAAACCGAAAGGAGGAGCACCGAAUCGUCCGCUUCCACCAACCCCCGAUGAGGAAGAAUCGGGAGAUCGUACGCUAGUCAUGAAACGAAAACUUAGUCAGAUGUCAGACGAUCGUGCAACGGCUAGCGGCAAUCGGCGUUCAGAGAUAGAUGAGCAGCUCCUUCUGAAGGAGUGGGAUUUUACCCGCUUCUUUCAGGGUUUUAAUGAAAAGUUGGAUAAAAUGAAACAGGAGCAUCAACAAGAAGCAACUGGUCAAGCGAGCAAGUCUAGAUCCAACGAGGAUCAUUCAUCUUCGUCUAGCGAAAGAACGCUCAAGAGACAGGAGCAGUUAGCCCGAAGGAAACACGAGCAACAGCAUCAUCAAAAGCAACAGCAAUUGAAACCGAUUCACAGGAGGCAAGAGAGUGAUUCGAAACUGGGUAAUGCAUCGAGUGUCUUCGCACGUGCCUUUCGUCGUGAGAAUUCAGACUUCUUCCCGUCUGCAAGGCACUCGGCGUAUCUGCAGAAGUCGUCGGACUCCUCAAGAUCUAGUAUAUUCGCUAGCGGUAAUCGACGCGGAAGCGAGAUAAGCGUUGCCGGCAUUGUUGGUAAGAAAGGUGGCAGUGUCCUCAACUCCGGAGAGCCUGUCUUAACGGAUUUCUCGUUGUGCCGCGAGGGGCCUCAGAGGCCCAGGAGAGAAAAGACCGAGAGCGAGAUCGUCUUCGGUAGUAGGCAUGAGGCGAGGAGGUACGAUUUCGGACGCGAUAAAGACGAGAACGCAAGAAGACGCAGUUGUAGACCUUCGGAUGCUGCGGCAUCUGCCAUAGUCGACGAUGCAGGAACGAUUAAGUCCAUGGCCAGUACAACGGCCAGCGAGUACAGCCCCGUUGUCACUCAGAAUCGCGAGGGUGGCGACCGUUCGAGAGGCAGUGAUUUCCAGAGAUCGGACUCGUCUCCGGGUUCGCGUCCCAGCUCGGUCUUACCGGAUCUUUUGACUUCUUCGCCGGGUCAACGGCAGGACAAGUCAACUAGUGAGGAGUAUCGACAAGCGGUGAAAUCACCUCCGUUUGCGCUUCAACAGAAGCAGCGAUCUUUUCUGACUUUUGGAUUUGGAGCUGGUCCAGCGAGGAGAGAGUCCCACGUAAACGUUAAUGUGACUCCCACUAGCCACGAUUUAGCAUCGGACACACCCGAGAUACGCAAAUACAAGAAGCGUUUCAACAGCGAGAUCCUCUGUGCCGCGUUAUGGGGUGUAAAUCUGUUAAUUGGAACCGAGAAUGGCUUGAUGUUGUUGGACAGAAGUGGACAGGGUAAGGUUUACCAAUUGAUCAGUAGAAGACGUUUUCAACAAAUGGAGGUUCUCGAGGGUCAAAAUAUCUUGGUUACGAUCAGUGGUAAGAAAAAUAGAGUGCGCGUCUACUAUCUUUCUUGGUUGAAGAGCAAAAUUCUACGGACAGAUGGUCACAGUGAUCAAGUCGAACGACGUAACGGUUGGAUCAAUGUGGGCGAUCUGCAGGGCGCAGUGCACUUCAAAAUAGUGAAAUACGAAAGAAUAAAGUUCCUCGUAAUCGCAUUGAAAGAUUCCAUAGAGAUUUACGCCUGGGCGCCAAAGCCGUACCACAAAUUUAUGGCCUUCAAGUCUUUUGGCGAGCUUGCACACAGACCUCUACUGGUUGACCUUACAGUUGAGGAGAGUUCAAGAUUAAAGGUUAUCUAUGGUAGCGCUGAUGGAUUUCACGCGGUCGAUUUGGAUUCCGCCACAGUUUACGAUAUAUAUUUACCAAAACAUACCCAGGGUCCUAUUUGUCCGCACUGUAUAGUAGCGUUGCCAAACAGUAAUGGUAUGCAGUUGCUACUCUGCUACGAUAAUGAGGGCGUAUACGUAAAUACUUAUGGCAGAGUAUCAAAGACGAUGGUUCUUCAGUGGGGUGAGAUGCCUACGAGCGUCGCAUACAUUGGUACGGGACAAAUUAUGGGUUGGGGCAACAAGGCGAUUGAAAUUAGGAGUGUGGAGAGUGGUCAUCUCGAUGGUGUUUUCAUGCACAAGAAGGCUCAACGACUCAAGUUCCUCUGUGAACGUAAUGAUAAGGUAUUUUUCUCAUCGGCGAAGGGUGGUAGUUCGUGCCAGAUCUAUUUCAUGACUCUAAACAAACCGGGCAUGGCCAACUGGUGAUCCCGAAUGAGGCCAAAUUUGGCCCCAAGAUUAUUAUCCUCGCGUUUACCUCCGCCACACAAUCCUCCGCGUGUAUCGGGAUAUACAGUAUCGGCGCGCACACUCGCUCACCCUUCACUGCCAGGAUCUAGCGCCUUGGAGACCAGGAAGUGUGUACACCGUAUCCCGCAUCUUUAUCAGCAUCAGCAACAAGUACAGCAUUAUCAACGUCAACAUCAUCGUCAUUGUCCUCAUCAUUAUUCACGUAAUCUUUCGUACAACUACAAUUAUGACUACGAAGGAGCUGAAGAGUACGAUAAUAGGUUCCAACGAUGCACCCGGUUGCCGUUACGAAGCACAUCGGGGACGUUAACAUUCGUCAAUCUGCUUGUCAAGAAAUUUCUCUGUUUUUUCACUUGUUCGCCUUGCGGAUUGCGUAGUGCAGCCUAACGUGCGGCCGAACGCAGAGUGAAUUUUCUUUCUCCAACUCCUCCAUAAAAUAAGAGUGCACGAUGUAUUAUUGCAUGCUGGUAAAUCGUAUUAAUAGUAUUCUAUGUAUUUUUCUUUCUUUUUUUUCAAUAUAAAUUUAUCGCAUUAAUCACUACGAUAAGUCUGUACUUGUUUUGCGUUGGCAUGUAUACGUAAAGAUCUUAAUUCUCAAGGAAUCUUAAAUAUUAAAAAUGAAAUAAAAUGUGUUUUACCAUGUUUGGUGAAUAGUUAAUAAUUAAGAGUGUUUUAUACGGAAGAUGAUUUAGAAUAACGUAAUAGUAUGAACUUGAUUUGUGCAGAUUUUUCUAAAAAAUUGUGAGUGGAUAGUUGUAAGAACAGUGUUGACGAAUUACCAGCUCGCAUAGCCAAUCGGUUGUUGCCGUGCAACUGUUUUGUAAGGAAACCCGUGCAAUAUCGAUGGAUCGGUCUGUACAAAAAAGGCCCUAUUCUAAGAGACUUCUGAAAUUAAAGAUAUUCUCCGAUAAUGAAUUAUGAGUGUCGCAUAAAGAUUCGGAGAUCUCGAGUAAAGAAAGAAAGAAAAGAAAAAAGACAGACGGAAAAAGGAAGCUCGUAUAGGACUUGAAAUCGUGAUUCUUUUCUUGUCGAAGUUUGCUAAUCUUUUAGUGAAAAGUUCUGGUGUAGUUUUAACGAAAUGUGUAGCAGCGCUCUAGUAAAAAGCGGAUUUACGAUGGCUGGCUAUAUGGGCUGGCUCCAUGACUAAUGGAGAUGACAUCGUUAUAUAUAACGCGAUAUCAUGAUAAAUUUAGAAUUAAGUGAGAGUAAUUACUAACGUUAAUUAAUUGUCUAGUUAUAGCAGCUGGGGUUCUUUCCGCCAGCUCGUGCGAACAAAAGCAUGACGACGAUGACGAUGACGCGAAAUGAAAUAAUGUGGGUAGACAUUUGACGGACGAGUCGCAUUUUUACAAACAAUAGAUCAAUUGUAUCGAAAGAAUUUUGUGACGCAUAGUGUCGCGGGACAUGAAUAGCCAAGUUUCUAAUCUUUUUCUUUUCUAUAUUUUCAAAUUUCCAGUAUUUUCUUUUUUUUAUAUUUUUGACACACGCACUCCUCUGUACCGCGUAUUACGAAAAACACAUUCAUCGUGAUGCCGUUUAUCGACCAACAACAUGGGCGAUAUGCAAGUCUUCAGCUUUUGUAACUUAGAAAGAAAUUUGUAACUUAGAAAGACAACGAGCGCUAAAAGGGAAUAUCCUGCCCUUUCGCUUUCCUGCUCGUUCCUUGAUUGCGAAUCGCCGUUUCGCCUCCGAGAAGCAUUAUUACGGUCUAAUCUCAUAUAAUCUCAAAGAUACUUUCUCUUAGGUUUGAAAGAGAAUCCUUCAUAUAAUCAUUAAAUCGCUAUUUUAUCGAUGUCGGAUUAUCCUAGGCCGAUUUAAGCUGGCUUACAGCGUUAAUGAUGGGAAGAAAGAGUAAAUUCCCAAUUAUACGCGACUUGUUCGUUCACGUGGUCUAAUGCAGUUUAUGAACGUGCACGCAAUCAGUAUACGUAAUGUUCGCGCAGGGAUUUUAUCAAUAUCGGAUCGAGUAACGCUAGAAAUUGUAGCAGAAAUGUAUUUAAUUGAUAUUACCAACAUGACAAGUGUGACAAGAACAUCAAGAUUAUCCGAUCAGACGUUUUCUCCGUGCGACUGAGGAGGAUCAGUGUUCGGGCGAGAACGAGGCUAUGUGCACGUGUGCAUGGCGUCAUAGCGAGAGUAAGCAAAUGUUGCGAUAUACCAAUGUACUCUAACAAUGUCUCUUUUCGUCAAGUUGACAUAUCUUUGUUCGUCGCGCGCAUUAAAGCGAGUGACUAAAACGAUCGAUCUUGUCGUCGAUCGGAGUUUACAUCUUUUUACGCAAAGCAUCAUAUAAUAUGACGCGACUUGCAACACGUAAGCUCGACAGUAUUUCUAGGUCCGAGCGAAAUUAGAUCACGUGAGACAUUUGUACAUAUAUUUAUGUAUUUGUAAAUAAAUAAAUAUAUGACAUGAUGCCCCACGCGACACACACACGGAGAGAUACAUUUUACUAUGGUGUAAUUAGACAAUUAAUGUAUGUUGUCUAACUCCAUCAUGUGCAUUCUACGUCGAUCGAUUAGCGACGUCUCGAGUGUCGUCGAGACGCGAAUGUCUUAUAGGUCGUCAGUUGAUAACGUAAAAUCUUGUUCGUGGCGAGACAUUUUUUAUACCGUUAACGAAAAGGCACAGGAAGGGGCAGAGCUCCGCAUAGUGCUACGAAAGACUGCUUUUUAAAUGGCGGAAGCUUUUUAUCGCGCAAAGACAGAAUGAGUGGGACAUACACAGAAUAAAAAUGGAAGGAAAAGAGGGAGAGAAUGUAAAGAGAGAAAAAGUGAGUGAGUAUGAGCUUUUGCGUGUGCAUGUGCGUGCGUGCGAGAAAGAGAGGGAGGGAGGGAAGGGGGAAAGAGAAAGAGAGAGAGAAAGAAAGAGCACUUUCAGGCGGUUAUGUUCGAUUGGCAGGAAUUUGAAUAUAAUAUUAUGAUAAAGUAAUGUUAUUAAUUAUACCUUGAGCUAAACCUGCGAACUAAUUUUGUACGAAACAACUUUUCCCUCUUUCUUUGCAUCUUUUUCUUCACACUCGACUUCUCUACCUUUUAAUCUUAAGUUUCCACUGCGUUCACUACCUUAUCUUCUUUCUCUUACGCAUUGUCUCCCAAAGAUGGUAGUGAUUUUUUACAGUAUAGUAAUUAUUAUAUCGCAGUUUAUUGAUUGUAUUAUUAUGAUUAUUACUUUUAGAUUUUUAUGAAAAAAAGUCACGAUCAUUAGAAGCGAUAUAUUAUGAUUACGACGCGAUUAUUAUUAUUAUUUUUAUUACUAUUCACACACUACUGCUAAGAUCAAAUAUACGGACAUUCGUAAUUUCA
Molecule: messenger RNA, 8295 nt
Organism: Mycetomoellerius zeteki
Lineage: Eukaryota; Metazoa; Arthropoda; Insecta; Hymenoptera; Formicidae
Gene: msn
Product: serine/threonine-protein kinase msn
Exons: 21
Coding region: 1016-4951 (1311 amino acids)
Biological process (GO): protein phosphorylation
Cellular component (GO): cytosol
Molecular function (GO): ATP binding; protein kinase activity
Source: RefSeq, a predicted model, not a curated record